CAAAGAUAAAACUAGUGAAUAUAUAAAGCUAUGAACAGAAAAAGAAAAAGUACUAUUAUGGAAAAGAAAAGUUAAAUAGAGAUCCCAUUUUCCUUUUCUUUGCUUUGCUUUCCAUCUAAGCCUAUGACCCCUUUCUCAAGUUUUCUAUUCCCUUCAUAUAAACUUGUCUUCUUGCAAGUUUUUUGUGCCUUCUAAUCAUUGUUUUGACAUGAAACUUUUUCUUACACUAAUUUUCAUUACAUAGUGUAAUAUAUAUGUCUUGUGUAUAUUUACUUUAUUUUUAAGAGCUUCUUUCAACUUCCUCAAAAAAGAAAAUUCAUUUCCUUUAGUAGGAAAACACAAACACAUGAUUCUAAGAUUGUUCAUGGAUUAGUAUUUAUAGCAAGGUUUCUACAAAGAGUUAAAAACUGCUAUCUAGAUCGCGACAUCAAUUUUUUUUUAUGUCUGCACCGUUUGGCGACUAACUCCCAACAUGUGUAUUUAACUGCGAUUCUCUGCAAUAUCAAGAAUCACAACGCGACUUCGAUUUAAAACCUUCUAGUAUCUCCAUGGCUCGUCCCGAUUAUCCGACAACAUGGAUUCCUUACAUAAAUAGCAAAGAUUGUUCUCAAGGAUUUUGUAGCAUGUAUUGUCCACAAUGGUGCUACAUAGUUUAUGCUCCUCCACCACCACCAACUUUUCAAUACCCUGAUGAUGAUUCAAAACCAUAUUUUUCUCCUCUUGUUAUUGCAAUCAUGGGAAUUUUAGCCACAGCUUUCUUACUAAUCACUUACUACACUCUAAUAACCAAAUACUGUGGUCAUAGAGAAUCUUCACAAAGAAACAGCACUGACCAAGUUGAUGAAAUCCAACAAAAUCGCCGCGAAAAUUGUCAAGUUUCAACCUUUGGUUUAGAUGAUGCUCAAAUAAAAUCCAUUGCAGUUUUUAAGUACAAAAAAGGCGACACUUUUUUCGCUGGUACUGUCACUGAUUGUUCUGUUUGUUUAAGUGAAUUUCAAGAUGAUGAAAGUGUUAGACUUUUACCAAUGUGUAACCAUGUUUUUCAUCUUCCUUGUAUCGAUACGUGGCUUAAAUCCAACUCUUCGUGUCCUCUAUGUCGUUCGAACAUACUCACUUUGAAUGCUUCAACACUUCAAGCUCCAAUUCCAGCUACAGUUAUAGAACUUCCUUCAAGAAAUGAAAUUUUAUUAGAAAGUGAACAAAUACUUGUGGAAGAAGCAACGAUUCAUCAUGAUAGAGUUGAUUCGAAGAUACCUUCAUUACGCGCUUAUAGUGAUUUAUGUAAUUUACAAGGAAGAGAAAGAAUAAUUGAAAUUAGAGAUGAAGUUUGUGAAUCCAUUGGAAGAUCAGUUUCUAUGGAUCAUUCAUUUCAAAAUGGUUUUUCAAUAAGUGAUGUGUUGAAUAUGAAUGAAGAUGAAGAUUCUGAUGAAGAAGGUUGUUCAAUGGAUGCUUGUUCAUCAAAGAGAUUACAAGGACAAAGUAGUAAUUAUAAGUCAAGGUACAAAAAAAGGAUGUUGCAUUGUGUUAUGAGUCCAAUUGCAAUGAAGAGAUCAUUUUCUAAUGGUAGAUUUUCACUUAGUAAAAUUGAUAGAGGAAAAAGGCAGGGAAUUUUGCCUGUUUGAGAUUUUUUUUUGUUUAUUUUUAUGCUUUGAUCAUAUGAUUAAGAUGAGAUAGACCCAUUUUUUGUGUUAAGAAUUAAGAUGGUAUAAGUGUCAUGUUACUAAUUUAUUUUUUGUAUUAUUCUUCAAAAAAAAAUUAUUUUUAUGAUUAAGGAUUCGUUUGAUCCGUAAA
Messenger RNA from Trifolium pratense (red clover), 1791 nucleotides. RefSeq names its product RING-H2 finger protein ATL52. The record is from RefSeq and is a predicted model, not a curated record. The transcript has a single exon. Lineage: Eukaryota; Viridiplantae; Streptophyta; Magnoliopsida; Fabales; Fabaceae. Bases 549 to 1622 code for a protein of 357 amino acids. Gene Ontology annotation, biological process: protein ubiquitination. Gene Ontology annotation, molecular function: transferase activity.